AUUCAAUUAUUAUAAAAUAUAUAUAAAUUAAAUUUACUUAAUUUCUUACAUAAAAAUUAGUCGCACAAUGCUAUUUUGUAAAAUUUUUCUAAGUAUUUAUUUUUGCAUUUCGUUUACAUUUGGCUGCAAUUAUACAAACAAUGAAAUGGUUCUAUUGAACACAUUUUCCAGUUCCAAUAGGUUUUUCGAUAAUGUAAGUAAUUUAUUUAUUUCCAAUAUGAAAAAGUUUAGAGAAGAAAAUAAAUUGUACGAUACGAAGUGGAGUGCUCAAUAUAAAAAUGAUUACAAAGAGGAAAGAAUAAAAUAUGGAGUUGGGCUUAUAAUGUGUAAUUUGUUCGCAACUCAUAUUCAAUGUUCACAGGCAAUGACUGCUUACAGAUUUGCGAAAAUGAUGAAAAACAAUGUUGGAUUAAUCCAAAGAAAUAAUAAUGUUGGUGAAAUAGUGGGCUAUAUAAAAAGUGUGGGAUUGGCAUAUUAUGGUAACGUCACGGAAUUAAUGGACAUGAUGUACGUAUUGGGCUAUGUACCGCCCAAAUAUAUGGUCUUGUCCUCUUUAUAUUCAAAGGAGGUAGCAGACAAGGCUAAUUUAGGAUCUAUGAUGGUGAUGUUUAUUGACGAUGAUUUAAAUAAUAUGGGCAAUGUUGUAAUGGAUACUGCAAAGAAAUUCAUUAAACAAUGCGAUGCAAUACUGGAAAAUGAUAUCAUGGACAAACUAUCCGAUGAAACCGUAGUCUCUAUUUCUGAUUUUAAUAAAGAUCUGCUUAUAAUUCAUCAAAAUUUAGAUAAUGCUAAACAAAAUUUAGUAAAAAAUAAAAAUUCCAACCGUUUUAACAUCGAAAACUGGAUUCUGAACGAACUGUUUACGAACAAAGAAUCCCUGAACAUGUUUUUCCAGACGCAGGCGACAUACCUCAACAUUGAUUGGAAUAAAUUACAAACAAAGCUCAUUAAUACGUACACGCUUACACAGAAAGCCGACUUUAAGCUGAACAUUUACAAUGAAAGCAGAAGAGUAGACAGCCACCAAAAUAAGUUAAAACAGGUGUAUCGGACCGUGGUUAAUCGGUACAUAUUGAUCGUGGUCCUCGAUUGUAAUUACCUACACGACAAAGUAAUGGAAUCGAAAGAAAAAUUGGAAACAACUUGUAGAAGAAUCGAAACAGUUAUCAAUGGUGCGAUAAAUUUCCUCCAGGAGGACGUAUUUCUGACAGAGCUGCUGCCUGUCGUACAAAAGUUCAUCAAAGAAGGUAGCGUUCGUACAUGGGAUGUCUUUAACAUGAUUACUUUGGAAUUGAGCAGUUUGUCUACAAUAUUGGAAGUGGAGGCCGGCAAUGCGUAUAUACCGGAUGAAGUACUCACAGUUGAAAAUGGUUUCGAGAUGAUAAACGUACAUUUAGACGAGGCAAUAAAAUAUACUGAAACACUUAAAGGCUCGUUUGCGGAUCAAUUCUUCGACGUUAUCAACGUUAUACAGAGUUCUGUCAACAACGAAUGGAUGAUGUCCACCAAAACCAUAAAGAAAGAACGAACAGAGUUAUUGAUACCAAAUUUUGAGCAGGGAAAUAAACCUGCAUCCUGAGAACCACCACGUCCAGGAUUGGCGACAUUCACGAAAGGUUUGACAUGUCGAUUCGGUGGGUAAGAUUGUUUCAAAUUAUAAAGAAAAUAAUAUGCACAUAAAUUAUCAGCCUAAUUUGUAAGUAAAUAUAGUAAAUAUAUCAAGACUAAUAUCUGCCUCGGACCGAACACUGACCUUGUAAUAAUCAUUUAUUAAAAACAUUUUCCUCGUCUGUAUGGCCGAUAUCACACUGAAUACUGCCGCCUCAUACUUGCGUUACAAAAAAAGAGUUAUUUUACAUGUAGUAAAUUCAACAUGCAUAGUACGCUAACUUCCUUUCUGUCUUAGAACACUCAAUUUUCUAUAGUUUAUAAUUAGGACAUAAUUAGCAUGGAGUUUUUUGAACAUUUUCAAAAUUUGUACAAAACGUAAACUUGAAAAUAUUUGGAACGUAAUAAUAAUGUAUUUGUACGCAACUCUUUUAUCGAGAAAAUCAAUUUUUUUAAAAUAUGUACUUAAUUUAUAGGAAAAUGGAGUUAUUGUUCUCAAGUUUAUUAUAUCGUAGAUUAGAUAUAUUGUUAAAAAUUAAUAAAUGUAAAAUAAUAUAAUAUUCUAAACUAUACAUUUUUUUCUUUUUGUAAACAUUCGCACUUAUGGCACCGAUGUACUAUAUCGUCAGAUUAUUUAGUAAUAGUUUUGUAUCUAAAAAAUACGAUUUUAUGUUAUUUUUGAAUCAAAUAAAUGAUAAAGCAUCGUUUUAAACCACGGUAACUCACAAAUAAUAAUUUAUUCUGCAAUGAAAGUAUUGAAGAACAUGAAGACCAUGUAUUAGGAUAAAUAUAAUGAAUAAAAUGUUAUUCACUUUUCUUGAAAAUCGGCCAUUUUAAAGUUAUAACUUUUAUGAUUUAGUUUGACGAUAUACUAAUUAUGAAUUGAAAAAUAGAUUUUCUCGAUGAACGCAUUGCGUACAAAUUCUGAAAUAAUAAAUCAAAAUAAAAUUAAUUUUAAAUUUAUAUGAAACUGAUUACAUGCAUGUGAUCAGAUCAUAAUACAUUGAUGAUCGGAACAUAAUUAUCUAUUUUAUUCUAUAAGUAUCUAGUAUUCACUCAGAUACUUUGUUUAUCUUCAUUCCUUGGCGUAUCUACCUUCUAGGAGUUUUGGCCGCCACCAUAACAAUGCGCUACCUCUUUCUGUCAUGUACUGUAUCUUUCCAGUUCGCAAUAUCCAUCCUCACUAAGUCUUCCUCUAAUCAAUCGAGCAAUCUCUUUUUUAAUCUGCCUCGUGGUGUCUUCUCUUAAAGUACGUAUUGAAGAGUAGCUCGUAAUGGCCUCCUUUCUUUUCGACCAGGAGCGGAUUGGGAAAAUAUUUUGGUGCUGAAAAAUAGUAAAGAAACUUACGCGAGAGGUUGUUGUAAAUGAUGUUGAGUUACAACCAUAACAUUUUUAAGUUUCUAACACAACAUUUUUAAACUAUCAUAAAAUAACUAAUUUAUUAUGAGUAAUGUAGACUGGGGUAUAAUGGCGCACUUUUAACAGCUGUUAUGUGAUUGUAUAGGUUCACGUUUUCGACAUCUUGUUAUGUUGUUAUCCUAUUAUACAAAUAACGUUAAUUGUAAUUUUCGAGUCAAAAGUUAAUUUUACCAAAGUAAAUGUCGAAAAUUCUAAGCAAUUAGAAAUAAUUAUAAUGAAU
Cinara cedri is the source of this 3247-nucleotide messenger RNA. NCBI's taxonomy places the organism in Eukaryota, Metazoa, Arthropoda, Insecta, Hemiptera, Aphididae. The record is from the annotation of a GenBank genome assembly.